Molecule: messenger RNA, 1214 nt
Organism: Platichthys flesus (European flounder)
Lineage: Eukaryota; Metazoa; Chordata; Actinopteri; Pleuronectiformes; Pleuronectidae
Gene: cd27
Product: CD27 molecule
Exons: 7
Coding region: 133-816 (227 amino acids)
Biological process (GO): regulation of cell population proliferation
Cellular component (GO): external side of plasma membrane
Molecular function (GO): cytokine binding; signaling receptor activity
Source: RefSeq, a predicted model, not a curated record
AAAUGUUGGUCUUUCACAUUGAGUCAUCACUUACGUCUUGAAUGAAAACUCCCCUGAGACACUUCUAGUCCCCUGUUCAGUCUCACACUCAGAGGGUCGCAGGACGCAUCUCUUCUCAUCUCCUCAUCCACCAUGCAGCUCCUCUGUUACGUCGCUCUCCUCUUCCUGUGCAGUCUCCCUUUCCUCUCAUCUGUGUUUCCACUACAAUGCAGUCGCAAAGAAUAUCGCUGGCCAGUGACCGACUCCAAGGUUUGCUGUAAGAUGUGCCCACCAGGUGAACAUAUGAAGCGUCGGGACCAAUGUGAUAUAGUCUGUGAACCUUGCCCGGAGCUACGAUACAGUGAUAAUUACAAUGUGGAGAGCAGUUGUACAAUUUGCAGUAUGUGCACAAGAGAUAACAUGGAGUAUAAGUCAAAAUGUAAUCCCACUCAUGACGCUGUGUGCAGCUGCAAAACUGGCUUCAGCUGCAAAGACAAAGCCUGCACCCAGUGUGUGCCGAUACCAGUCACCGCCAAACCCACCCUCCCUCCAUCCACUACCAUCUCCAAAACUGAAGAAGUCACAACAUUCAAGCCCAAUAAACCCAUCGCAGAGACGGUGUGGUUCCUGGUGAUAAUCGCCCUCCUGUGUAUCGGAAUCGCACUUGUCGUCAUAACAAAAAUAAAGCCCCUACUACGCUGGAUCAGGUCCAAGGACAGCUUCUUUUUCACUGACAAACCAGAACAAUCCUACUCUGAGGACGACAGUGAAUGCACGCCUGUCCAGGAAGUCUGCGGGGAAUGUGAUCAACCUAUCGAUGUGUGCAUCAAAUGCUAAAUAGGUGACGAGAAAAGGUGACGAGAAAACAUCCUGUGUGGCUAAGGACAUUUAUGGCUAAUGAGGCCAAACUCCACUUCAGUCCAUGCUGGCGAAAGAACCAGAGAGGUCAAGUAUUUCUGGACUGAUUCGGUUUCCUGAGCGGAAACAUGAGUCUUUGACAUCUGUGACGAUAAGAUGAUAAAAGUGUAUAAAACAUGGAGAUAAAGUGUAAAUACAGAGAGGGACACUGCGAUACGCACAAGUUAGAAAUUUUGCACCAUGUUGUAGUUGGUAUGUACUAUGGUACACAAAAGUUAAAGUGUGUAUAUAUGAAUACAUUUUUGCUGUAGUUUUGUGGUUAGAUCAUAGAUCAUGUGGAUUUUUUGUAAUGAAUAUUUCUACUCAAAUGUACACAA